AAAUAUUGAGACGAAAAUAGAGCUGUAGCUAUUGGAGAAAGACGGAUACUAUGGAGAAUUCCUUCACUCUGACACAAGGAAGUUAGCAAUAAUUCAUCUGGGUAUCUAAGCGCAACGAGCAUUUGAGGACAAUGGCUGCAGCAUCAGAGAGAGUGGUAACGGCGAAAACUCAGAGCGUUAAAAAGGUCUCCAAACCACUGAUGGAGAAGAAAAGAAGAGCACAUAUCAAUAAAUGUUUGAAUCAGUUGAAAAGUCUCCUGGAGAGUGUCUGUUCGAAUAAUAUCCGCAAGCGAAAAUUGGAAAAGGCUGACAUUUUGGAGCUUACGGUUAAACAUCUGAUGCAUCUACAAAACAUCAAAAGAGGAAUGCCCACAGUUUGUGACUCUGCUGAAUAUCAUGCUGGCUUCAGAAGUUGUCUCGCCACUGUCAGUCAUUAUCUUCUCGCUUCGGACGCAGACAGAGAUUCCCGCUCCAUCAUGCUGACACAUCUUAGGAGCGGUUCUAACCUUGUUCCUGAUUUCAGUACCGCGGAGAGCGACCCUGCUCGGAUCCCUGCCUCAACUUGUACUCUUCGUCGAUUACACAAAGCUUCGUUUAAAACAGACGCUCCUUAUCCCAUCUUGCAGGAAACUUCAGACAGAUAUUUCUGCUCUAUGCCGAAGAGGAUUGAGAUUUGUGAUACGGACAAAAUAUCAUUUAACGCACAGGCUGGAACCCAUGGAUCCAAGAAGCUCAAAACCACACACUUCAGUCUUAAAAAUACAAAGGUUGACGAGUGCUGCAAUUUUUCUGAAGCCUUCAAACAGAAUUAUUGGCGGCCUUGGUAAAUCUGAAGAAUUUAAAAUGUCACUGUUUUAACACUUAAAGUAGCUCUAAUUUUGCUUCUC
Sinocyclocheilus anshuiensis is the source of this 887-nucleotide messenger RNA. RefSeq names its product transcription factor HES-4-like. The record is from RefSeq and is a predicted model, not a curated record. Gene Ontology annotation, molecular function: protein dimerization activity; DNA binding. The coding region runs from base 132 to 827 and encodes 231 amino acids. Gene Ontology annotation, biological process: regulation of DNA-templated transcription. The transcript has 5 exons. Lineage: Eukaryota; Metazoa; Chordata; Actinopteri; Cypriniformes; Cyprinidae.